Molecule: messenger RNA, 1041 nt
Organism: Penicillium verrucosum
Lineage: Eukaryota; Fungi; Ascomycota; Eurotiomycetes; Eurotiales; Aspergillaceae
Exons: 5
Coding region: 1-1041 (346 amino acids)
Source: RefSeq, a predicted model, not a curated record
AUGUUAGCUGGCAAGGGUGUCCGUGCCAUUUCGGUGAUGUGGGCAAUGACUUUGGUCUCUUUUAUUCUGGUGCCUCUUAGGCUCUAUACACGAAUCUAUAUCGUGAAGGGACUUGGAGUGGACGACCAUGUCUUCAAUUUGGCCUGGGUAUUUCUACUUCUUUACACCGUCUUUCUCACGAUUGCUGGUGUACAUGGAUUUGGACAACCCAUAUACACCUUGGAUUUGGACUCAGCCGCGAAGGCUAUCUAUAACGAACUGAUUGGACAAACAUUUGCCGUGUUAGGGAUGGCAAUUGCGAAGCUGUCACUGGGAAUCUUCCUGCUUCGUAUUGUUAUCAAGCAAUGGCAUCGUAUUUCAAUCUGGAUCUCGAUGGUCAGUUUGUUUAUUGUGUCGGUAUUGACCGCCCUCGUCCUCUGGGUCCAGCGUCUUCCAUCUCAAUCUGUAUAUGACUCUCGCGUUCCAGGGCGUACCGUUAUCCCUGUCACCCCUUUCUCCGUUUUGCUUGGCUGCUGGUGUGCUGCUGUGGACUUCUACUUUGCUCUUCUUCCAUGGAUCUUCAUUUGGAAUCUUAACAUGAAAUUCAAGGAAAAGAUGUCUAUCGCAAUCAGCUUGAGUCUAGGCUUCCUAGCCUGUAUUUGCGGGGUUAUCAGAACCGUUGAACUGGGCGGGCUGUCUAGCUCCAACUACACUGAGGAUACCGUUGACCUCAUAAUUUGGUCCGCCGUUGAACUGGCUGUCACCCUUAUCUGCGUUGGAAUCCCCACUGUCCGCCCCUUAUAUCGCACCCUUGUCCAUGGAUCGCAUCCAGAGAGCUCAGAGGGCAGAUAUGUCCAACAUGACGACUCCAAACAUUCCAGUCGCUUUCGCAUGCGGAACUUGGCAAAGGACGCUACGGCUUUUAGUGUUGUAGAGGAGGGGCAUACCGAGUCAUAUAUUACUGGACAUAGCCGGAGUGAUGAAGAGGCUCUGGUGGGUCAGUUUGGAAGCGGUAAUGGGGGUAUUCGUAUUCAAGAAGAGGUGCGAGUGGAGAGAGUAUAA